UCACAAAAUCACUACUUAGCAAAUUUACCACCAAAAUGGCAAGUAUUGAUACUAAAAUUCUGUGGCAACGUUUUGUUGGUGGUGUAUUAUGGGCUUGGUUGUUUUGUGGUUCGUAUUCUCAACGCUGACGUGUCAUGUAUGGGGUUUGGAGACUUCAACUGAGUCGGAGCUGAGUCAUGUGACUCGGGAGCUAUUGGAAUCGGCGAGGAAGCCCGAGUUUUUAGAUUGGUUGAAAAAGAUUAGGAGGAGGAUCCACGAAAACCCGGAGCUAGCUUUUGAGGAGUUCGAGACGAGUCAACUCAUUAGAUCGGAGCUCGAUUCUCUUGGAAUUGGGUACACAUGGCCGGUGGCAACGACCGGCGUGGUGGCUCACAUUGGAACAGGAGCUCAGCCUUGGUUCGGCCUAAGAGCCGACAUGGAUGCCCUUCCUAUUCAGGAAUUGGUUGAGUGGGAGCAUAAGAGCAAGAAGAAUGGGAAAAUGCAUGCUUGUGGCCAUGAUGCUCAUGUUACUAUGCUGCUUGGAGCCGCCAAAUUACUUCAGCUACAUCACAGAACCGACCAACUUAAGGGAACUGUGAAGCUUGUUUUUCAACCUGCUGAAGAGGGUCCUGCUGGGGCUUAUCAUGUACUAAAAGAGGGUGUACUUGAUGAGGUUCAAGCUAUGUUUGGAUUACAUGUUGACCCAACAUUGGCUACUGGUUCAAUAGGUUCCAGGCCCGGUCCUUUCUUCUCUGGCUCUAGUCGAUUUUCGAUUGUGAUAGAAGGGAAAGGUGGAGAUGCUGCUAUGCCUCAUGCAUCCAGAGAUCCAAUUCUUGCAGCGUCGUCUGCUAUCCUUGCCCUUCAACAGAUUAUCUCAAGAGAAACAAAUCCUCUUGAGGCAGGGGUGGUAUCAGUGUCGUUCAUCGAUGGAGGCCAAGCAGCAAGUAUUAUUCCGGAGAAAGUAAUAUUUGGAGGCAGCUUUCGGUGUUUUACUUCAGAGGGUUUAUCCUACCUUCAACAGAGAAUCAAAGAGGUGGUAGAGUUGCAAGCCUCAGUGCAUAGGUGUACUGCCAAAGUAGAUUUCAUGCUGGACAAGAGAAGAGCAUAUCCAGCGACUAUUAACGACAAAGCGAUGUAUGAACAGGUAAAGAGGGUUGGUGAAGUUUUGCUUGGAGAACCUAAGGUGCACCUUCUUCCAAAGAUUAUGGCGGCUGAGGACUUCAGUUUCUAUGCACAGAAGAUGUCAGCUGCAUUUUUCAUGAUUGGAGUGAGAAACGAAAGCUUUGGUUUGGAUAUUAAGGACUUACACUCUCCUUACUUUGUUGUUGAUGAAGAAGCUCUCCCAGUUGGAGCAGCUCUCCAUGCUGCUGUGGCUAUUUCUUUCUUGGAGAAUCAUUCUGCUCAGAUUCAAUAAAAUUUAUGCCAUCCCUUUUGACAAUAUAAUGGGAUGUUGUGAAAGAUAACAAGUAAUAAAAUAGAAAGUAGAGGAUCGUUUCUACGAAGAUUGUUACUAAUUACCAAUUAUUAAUUUUCAUUUUCUAUUUAGCUAAUAAGAAUUUGAUUUUAAAAGUAAUAAAAAAAACUAAAAUUAACAAUUGAAAACUAAAUAAACAAAUUAUACAAUUAAUUUAAUGGAUAAAAACUAGGGUAUGUAACUUCAUUUUCUAUCCACUCUAUUUUUUAUUAACACAAUAUGAUGGUCUGAGAAUAAAUUUGUAUUAGUUUAGAUUUGAAUAGGUGAAUACAAGGAAUAAGUGUUUAAUAGCUGUGAUGAUAAUGUAGUGAAGUAGUGAUGUUGGUUGUGUAUUGUAAAGAAUGGUG
Molecule: messenger RNA, 1800 nt
Organism: Cannabis sativa
Lineage: Eukaryota; Viridiplantae; Streptophyta; Magnoliopsida; Rosales; Cannabaceae
Product: IAA-amino acid hydrolase ILR1-like 3
Exons: 5
Coding region: 89-1393 (434 amino acids)
Biological process (GO): auxin metabolic process
Cellular component (GO): endoplasmic reticulum
Molecular function (GO): IAA-Ala conjugate hydrolase activity
Source: RefSeq, a predicted model, not a curated record